CCAGCUUCCCAGGGUCACCCUUUCGGGCAUGGGGGACAACCAGCGCGAACUUCAAAAAUGGAUGAUGUUGAGAAAAGCAAGAAGAUUUUUGUUCGGAAGUGUGCCCAGUGUCACACCAUGGAAAAAGGAGGCAAGCUCAAGACCGGACCCAAUCUCCAUGGUCUGUUUGGGCGGAAGACCGGGCAAGCUGCCGACUUCUCUUACACAGAUGCCAACAAGAGCAAAGGCAUCACCUGGGGAGAGGACACUCUGAUGGAAUACCUGGAGAAUCCCAAGAAGUACAUCCCGGGCACCAAGAUGAUCUUUGUGCCAUUAAGAAGAAUGAGAGGGCAGACUUGA
Molecule: messenger RNA, 339 nt
Organism: Ochotona princeps (American pika)
Lineage: Eukaryota; Metazoa; Chordata; Mammalia; Lagomorpha; Ochotonidae
Product: cytochrome c, somatic-like
Exons: 1
Coding region: 58-339 (93 amino acids)
Biological process (GO): mitochondrial electron transport, cytochrome c to oxygen; mitochondrial electron transport, ubiquinol to cytochrome c
Cellular component (GO): mitochondrial intermembrane space
Molecular function (GO): electron transfer activity; heme binding
Source: RefSeq, a predicted model, not a curated record